Molecule: messenger RNA, 4633 nt
Organism: Cornus florida
Lineage: Eukaryota; Viridiplantae; Streptophyta; Magnoliopsida; Cornales; Cornaceae
Product: CST complex subunit CTC1
Exons: 16
Coding region: 42-4259 (1405 amino acids)
Biological process (GO): positive regulation of DNA replication; telomere maintenance via telomere lengthening
Cellular component (GO): CST complex
Molecular function (GO): single-stranded DNA binding; telomeric repeat DNA binding
Source: RefSeq, a predicted model, not a curated record
CAGAGUCGAGUCGGAGACCCAGCAUUCGCCUCUCUCUAUAUAUGUAUAUGUAUAUAUAUAAACACACACAUAUACACACAAUUUUAGCAGAAAUGGAAGAAGAAACAGUGAAGGUUGUCUCAAUUUCUGAGUUGCUCCAGCUUUCUCGCCCACUCACAGGUGCAUCAUCGCUCACUACCGGUCGUUCGAUGUCUUCUUCUUUCGAACUCCGACCGUCUGAUGAACCUCUAAAACCCUCUGGUCCCGUCGAUCCCAAUCUCCACAACCGAAACCCUAACCCUAGAUUUCUCAAAUCUUUGAAUCAACCGACUAUCCUCACCGGAACCCUAACCCUCCCUACACAUGACAACCCUUCAGCUUCAGAUACGGCUCUUCGGUGCUCAAGAACCAACUGCUUCUUAUUCUCUGAUGGUUCAUCCACAAUAUGCUGCGACAUUCUUGAGCUCGAUCUUCGAAUCCUCGGGAAGAAAAUCCACGUUCUCGCUUGGAAUUUCAUUCCAUUUGGAUGUCCCAGUGGGUUUUUGGAAAUUAUCAGAUGGAGUUUUCCGGAAACUUCAGCUGGGCUCAGCCAGUGUUCUUCAAAGCCAGAAGCUUUUCCGUUAUUUUCAGGUUCUUCAAUUGAUUGCAAAGAGAGUUCCAAAGCUCGAUAUCGCAUUCUAGGUGCUAUAGAGUCAGUUAGUCCAGUUUCGGUUGUUCCAUGUACAAUGGGGGUUAGUAGUUCUCGUAGCAAUUCGGGGCAGAAUUCCAGUGGUCCUGGAAAUCUUCGUGGUUUCCUUGCUAGAAUUAUGGUUUGUGACUGCAAAGUAUGUAGCUCCAAAGAUUUGGCAAUGGAUUUGAAUGACAUGCUUCAAGGAAAAAAUCAUCAUUUUUUUAGGCAACCUGUGUUUGUAUACUUUUCUGGGUAUGCUUCAUCUUGGUAUCCUGUAAUUUCAAAGCUGAUUGGGAAUGUUGUUUCACUAUUGGGAUUGAAAAAGAAGUUGGUUUACAUAGGGAAAGAAGACUCUCAGCUGAUGUAUGUUAGUACAGAGAAAGCUUCACUGCAAAUCCUUGAGUUACAAAAUCGGUGGACUCCGGCUACGAAGACUGUAAUUAAAGGUAAGGGUGAAUGUGGUGCGUAUAUUGGCACUGUCACGGGCAUUUACAUGCAGGGCAUGGUUGUUGAGUUAGACCAAGAUGUGUGGCUUAUAGUAACAGAUCAGCUACUCACUCCGCCACUUUCUCUAAGAGUCGGCGCUAUUGUAUCUCUGAGAAAUGUCCACUUUGUGAAUCCAAACUUUUCUUGGACUAAAGUGCUUAUACUUGGCGCUUGCUAUAAAACUAGCAUUAUUGUUGAAUCCUUUUCCCCCAUGGAAACUGUGUGCUGUAUAUAUACACAAUCUCAGAGCCUUUUGGGGAAGUUUAUUGACAAGUUGGCUUUUUCUGCAAGAUUAUGGGUAUUACUUCUGGUUGCAUGUUUCAAGAAGAAGUUUAAUGGGAUUUUGUCUGAGAAGGAAAUCUUAGGAUCAAAACAUAAGGAAGGAAUGGUACAAACAUAUGCUCGUUCAAAUUUGCCUUCAUCAGUAUUUCGAUCUCGGCAAGGGGUACUUGCAGAAUAUUGUAAGCAUCACUCAAGUGGAUGUGGCAGUGAACCAAAUUAUGGUCACCUGAAACUGGUGGUGCCGAUUUCUAAUUUUGUUAGUCAUUGUGAGACAACUUGGUUAAGAUUGCUGUUAGAAAAGAAGAAUGGUUGUGAUUUAAUUUGUAACGGCAACCAAUAUAGCUUCCUGUCCUGUGAAGGGAGAUCUUCUGAUCUGCCACUCAGAAGGUUUCUCCAAAGUGAAGAUGUCGGUGUUGUUUUGCUUGGAAGUUUAAAGAUUUCCCAAUCUUCUGGAAAGUUGCAGUUGACUGACGCGACUGGCAGCAUUGAUGUUGUCAUACCAGACCUUUCAUCAACUUGGAGUAUUAAUAGCAUAUAUCAGGUAAAUGAUUUCACUCUUGUUACAGAAGGAAAACAUGAAGAGGUUGGACAUUUAGGAUUGCUCUUCAAGGACUCAUUCUCGUGUAGAAGUAUUUUCAAUUGGGUUCCAUUAGCGAGAGAGAUAAAAUUAGCAAUUUAUCUUCAUUUCUAUUUGAGAAGCAGAAAAUCUAGCAAUAGUCUAUUCUAUCCUUCCAUAAAUUGGAAGGGAAACUUUGAGGAGCUUGAAAGUGGUGGAUAUCACUUGCUUUGGGUGACUCACAAAUUUCCUCUGCUACAAAAGUUUCAAAGUGAACAAGUUACUUUAGACAAGUCAGGCAUGUUUGCUGAGGCCAUAGUCUUGCCUUGGGAUUUGUUUCUUGCUGGGAAAGAUGGAGAUACUCGUCAAAUUAAAGCCUCGGUGGAUCAACUGAAAAAUUCCAUGGAACAUUAUGCUGAUAGAGAUUAUGAGGAAUGUGUUUCUAGUAAGAGAUAUAAAAUUGACCUGACAUCUGGAUUGAGCAAUUCUGAAAAAGGAUCAUGUGACAAUCCAAAUUGUUGUUCCAGUGUUUACAAUAAAUCUCAUGGGGACUGGAAUUGUUGUAAUUUGAGUUCACUUGAAAUUCCAUGUUUAGUUACUGUUAGAAGUGUUCAUGACUAUAGCCAGGUUAGUUCAGGAUUCUUGCAUUGCAGAAAAUCUAAUGUAAAGGUUGGUGCUGGUUACAAAUCAAAUGCAAGGAAAGUAUUACUGGAGUUCACGUCUGAUAGCUUUUGCAAGUAUCAGUUGCUGCAAAUUGGUGGUUAUUACAUCAUAAAGCACCACAAAGAAGACACAAUGUGCCCUCGUAGUGACUCCAAUUAUAUCAGUGGUGGUAACAUAGUUAUCACUGGUAGAACAAAUCUAUGGAGCCUUUCAUUCUAUUCUGAUGAGGUUCUCUCAGAUACCAGACUAUCACGUAUUCUUUCACUUAAUGAUUCAUGUGUCAGCAACAAUGAGAUUCUAUCUGAAGGAUCUCAUCAAAUUGAAGUACCACUCCUGAGAUUUGAUGAGGACUGUCCUAAAACCUUUUCAGAUAUCCAUAUUUAUCUCCCUACUGAUGCUAUCAAUGUCUUGGAAGAUGGUCUGGUCAAGCCAUCUUUCUCACUUGAAGAGGUGGGUAAUAUUUCUCAGUGCACUGGGACCCUGGUCACUGCAUCAGUGCAAUCUUGUCGAACUUCUGGUUCUGAUUACAUGUUGCCAGAGGGAACUUUAAUAUCUUUGCAUGGAUAUGUGGUAGCUGUUCAUAAUUCUGAUUGCAGUUCUCUUGCUGCAAACUUGAGCGAAAUCUCUAAAGAUGUUCCCCAGGAUAAAUCCUUUCAAGGAGUAACCAGCAGUGUCUGUAUCCUUGUUUUGGCAGGCCAUCGCAUUGUGCGGGUUUCUGGUGCUCUAAGUAAACAUGCUUAUCUUAUCGGAUUUGGACCAGGUGCAAAUGCAACCUUUCACAGAAUUCUUGUAUUGAGUAGGCAGAAUGAACUUAUGUUGACAGCUGCAUCUUUCAUCGUAAUCAACUCCAUAAGGGUGGUCAAUGACCACUACACUGACAAUUUUUGCAAUCCAUCAGUUGCUUCAGGGUUAGACAGUCCUGAAUUUUUGGAUACUGUUCCUUCAGGUUUGAUUUCCGAAAUAAUUCAGCAGUUGGAGAGUAAGCCAAUACAGUUUCAUUGUCGAGUUGUAGCUGUUUAUAUCCUGGUACUUGAGAAGAACAAAGAAGUCAUUUAUUCCCAGUCUGGGAUUAACUUGAGCUCUGCUGUGGUUAAUAUACCUCUUGCUGGUUUUGUACUUGAUGAUGGGUCAUCCUUGUGUUGUUGCUGGGCUAAUAGUGAAAGAGCGGCAACCUUGCUGCGGCUCCAUGAAGAUACCCAACAUAAAGCUCCUGGAAGAAGUUUCGGGAGAUCAAAGCAGAUGGGAAAACACAAUGCCUGCAGCCCCACUGUUCAUCGAGUAGACAAAAUGUUGAGAAGGCACGGCAGAGUUAUAGCGAAAAACUAUGGAUUCUUGUUUGAUUCUUCAUGUCAGGAUCUUACACUUUCUGUUGGGUUAGAUAAUGUCUUAAGCAGCUGGGAUGAAGACCUUCUCAAGUUCAUAUUCCUCAAUGCUUGCUUGGGCACCUUUUGGACUGUUGUUGGUACUCUGAUGGAUUCAACUGCUAUCGAACAGCUUGAGAAACGCUGUAUGGAAAUGGAUAUGGUGAUGCCUCAAAUGCAAAAUAUAUGGGCUAGAGAAGUUUAUCACACUAACCCUCUUGGUAGAGCAAGGAACAUUAUUCAAGAACUCCAAAAUAUGUAACUCCUCAUGCUACUAGUCUUUUGGAUGACUCGAAAGUUAGCGUGUUCAUUACUCCUCAUAUGUUUUAUAUACGCGCCAUCUCUUCAAAAUAGCGUGGUGAAUGGCAUGUGUUGUAUUUCCAUGAUUAGUAAUCCAACAGUAUAUGUUGUAUAUUAGCAUAGGAACCUCUAAAGUUAUACUGUGUAAUAAUACCGGGUAUAAUUAUUGUAUGUAAUAUGAAUGUUCGAUCAUAUGAUAUGCGUGGAUAUUGUUGCUGCUUGAGCUUGAGUGUUCAUUUUGUUGGGAUCCAAGUGCAAAGUUGAUAAUUUGCAUUGCUAUGUAUUUGAAUAUUUAGGUUUUGCCCUAGAAUUAGUAGCAGGUCCGGUUUUUUUUCG